CGUGUGAGCUUUUACUGUGUAUAUAAAAGAUAGAAAGAGAGCCUACGUAUCUCUUCAUCAUCAAUGGCUAGGAAGACAAAGCUUAGGAGGAUAGAAUCUGUAUCGUUGCCCCACCAUGUGGUUGAGAUAAUCAUGGAGAGACUUCCUGUGAAGUCUCUGCUGAGUUUUAAGGCUGUGUCAAAGCAAUGGAAAUCAACGAUCGAAUCCCGGUUCUUCCAAGAAAGACAGUUUAAGAAUCGUCAACAGUUUGGAGAUCAAGAUGUUCUCAUGGUGUCUUCAACUUCUCUAAGAACACUUGUGUUUGGCUCACUAUCAUCAACAUCAUCAUCGGGCAAGAUCCCUUGGGGAAACGAAACGUACUUAGUUUGUCAGAGCAGCGUUGACGGCCUUGUUUGUCUGUACGAUUCUCACCAACCUGGUUUUGUGGUCAACCCCACAACUGGAUGGUAUCGGCCUCUUCCUCUCUCGAGACUACAACAACUCAUAAUCGACGUAGGAUACCGUUACUUCGAGCUCGGACACGCAAACUUCGAACCUGGGUUCGGUAAAGACGAGUUCACAGGGACGCACAAGCCUGUUUGGCUCUAUAACUCUUUCGAAAUAGGCUUAGAGAAUGCUACGACGUGUGAAGUUUUCGACUUUAGCACCAACUCUUGGAGGUAUGUGACACCCUCUGCUCCUUGUCGGAUUCUUGGAGGCUUCCCUACUCCUGUGUUUGUAGAUGGGUCGCUUCAUUGGUUCACAGAGUGCGAAGAAACCAAGGUGUUAUCUUUCGACCUUCACACUGAAACUUUUAAAAUCACCUCUAAAGCUCCCUUCAAUGCAAGUCAUUGGGAUGUUCUUUUGUGCAACCUCAACAACCGCUUGUGCGUAUCCAAGAUGAAUCUGUCUGACCAAGUUAUAUGGUCGUUCAAUUCAUUCAACAAGACAUGGGACAAGCUUUGGUCCAUAGAUAUUAAUCGAACUUGGCUUUCCUUUGGUUUCCCAACAGUAAGCGCUCUCUCGCCACUAGCAAUUUUUGUGGAGAAGGAGAAGAAGAAGUUGUUGUUUUAUGAUCGUGGUUACAAUCAUACGCUGGUGAUACAUGAUCCUGAAACCAAAUCAUAUGAUGUUGCUCUUUCUGAUGAAUCCAUUGGUUAUCCUGUUUGUUAUUUUCCAAGUUUAAUCUCUAUUUGAUUAUUGUCAAUCUUUGCUUGUUUGUCCAAGUUAUGGUUAUUGUGUUACUUGUUUCAUAUUUGUUUUGAAACAACUUCAGGUCAACCAUUGUUUUGAA
This is a messenger RNA of Brassica rapa (field mustard), 1273 nucleotides long. RefSeq names its product F-box/LRR-repeat/kelch-repeat protein At1g09650. Lineage: Eukaryota; Viridiplantae; Streptophyta; Magnoliopsida; Brassicales; Brassicaceae. The record is from RefSeq and is a predicted model, not a curated record. Gene Ontology annotation, molecular function: protein binding.